Messenger RNA from Phasianus colchicus (ring-necked pheasant), 5058 nucleotides. RefSeq names its product schwannomin interacting protein 1 (gene SCHIP1). Gene Ontology annotation, cellular component: plasma membrane; cell junction. The record is from RefSeq and is a predicted model, not a curated record. Gene Ontology annotation, biological process: positive regulation of hippo signaling. NCBI's taxonomy places the organism in Eukaryota, Metazoa, Chordata, Aves, Galliformes, Phasianidae.
GUUUUUUUGAUCUCUGCUGGAGGGAAGCUGGUUGUUCUGCAGCUACAAGCCUGUUGCUCUCCUGUCGUUAUAAAUGGGGCCAUUGUUUGUGGGCAGUGGAUGUUUUCCUGGCAUGUUUGCUGAGAUGCUGCGGAUCUCGGGGCAGUGGGCACACAGUGCCCUGUGGGCAGUGCCUGGUGCAUGGGAAGCAGUGCCUGGUGCUGGCCUGGCAGCAUCCCCACGCGCUGAUGCCCCGGUUUCAUUGCACUGCAGCAGUGCUGCUGCAUUUGAUCUGCUUCAAUUGAGCUGCUUGUUUAUGAGCCGGUCUCUCUCCUCCAGAACAGUAAAUAUGAAGACAGAAAGAGGCAGAAGGAAUGCAGAUCCUGGGGAAGCAGCAGCUCAGUUCAGUCUGUCUCACAACCUUCCUACCCCCGCUGGCCCAUUAGCCCAAAAGCCAAACAUGAAUCAUGGGUUGUGGUUCCAUCUGGGAGCCAGCAGAGCCGGGGAUGGGGCAGCCAUGGCUGCCUCUGCUCCUCACAUCCCUGCUCAAACGGCUCACUGCAGCUCCUGGGGAGUUAGGAGAGCUGCAGAGCAAACAGAGGAGUGAGCUAGCGUGUGGAGAGAGGCUGGGGACAUGUUUGCCUUAGGGAAAUUCAGCAGAAAAGCUCUGACCCGAGCGCCGCAGAGGGUGGUGGCCUGGGAACCUGCUGCCCUUGCGCUCUUCCCUUUGCUCUCCUUUGGGUUCUCUGUGCUCAGGAGGCUCUGGGCUCUGCCCUGAGGCUGCCUGCAUGCUCCAUGGCCGGGCACUGCCAGCCCUACCAGGGGUCUGCCUCCAUCAAUGGGGAAUUCCUAAAAUCUGAUAGAGGAAUGCCCUUUGGAAACCUCUGAGUAACCGAAUGAAGACACGCAGCCUGAAGGCUGCGAGUAACCCAAGUGUAAACAAAAAGAAACUUCGUAGUUAUUUCCUUUCCUGUUUUAUGCUGAUUUAUUUUCCUGUGCCAAAUAUUUUGUUCUGAGCUCUGUUGUGGUUUUAUUUUUUUUUCCUCCUAUCAUUUGAUGAGACUUCUUGGCUUCUUCCCACCUGGGCACACUGCUGGCACCUGUUCAGCUGCUGCUGACCACCACCCCAGGUCCUUUCUUUCCGUGCAGCUCUCAGCUCUGCUCCACACCCACAGCAAUGCAUGGGGUUGUGAGUGGGGUGCAGGACCUGGCCCUUGGUCUGCUUGGAGUUCGUACAAUGGGCCUUUGAGAAGAAGCCCCACAUGGGCCCUACAACAGCAGCUGCCCGCUGCUACCAGAGCCAUAGCCAUGGCACAGGACAAGGGCUGAGGGCCCUCUCAUUCAGUCUGAUCCCAAAAAUGCUCUACAAAAUACAUGGGAAGCAUGGGACGUGCUAAAUCCCGGGUGGGAAGGGUCAGCAUCAUUCCCCAAUCUGCAGUGAGUUUAGUUCACAGGAAAUGUAGGUUUCUUCUCUGACAGCUCAAUGACAGCAGCAUUUGGAAGCUGACGCUGAGCAGAAUGGAAUGGUGGCUGUUCCCUCUCCCAAUGGAACAAGCAGCAAAAUCAUUCUGGGGCUUUGCAUUGACACAAACUAGCAUUACAUAUGCAUGGCAUGGUUUAAUUUAGCUCCUUGCUUGUCCAUGAGCAAUGAAGCAGCCCAAUCCCUCGCCUUGCCUGAGCAGAUCCAGAGGCUGCCACCCCAUCCCAGCAGCCCCCCAGCCCUGCACUGGGGCCACUCAGCCCCACAUAGGCCUGUAUUAACUUCUCCUUUGGUGCUAUAAAAAGCAGAGCAGCCUCAGGUGGCUCCGGCUGCUUCUAACAGCACUCCCCUUACACUCAGCAGUGCUGUAACCAUGGAGCCGGCUCACAGCUGAUGCAAUCUGACGUCUGCAUCCUUCCCCAGGAGGAACCCGCAGCUGAUGGUGCCCACAGCUUUGCAAAAAGAUGCUGUGGAAUGGGGGUUGUUGCCGGGGACAGCAUCUGUGGGUUGCACUGAGAUGUUCCUCCUGCGUGGGGCAUCCCGGCGUGGGGCUGCAUCCCAGCCUGGAUGGUAAGGCUGGGGGCAUGAAGGCUGCAGUGAGGUGGUCUCAGGGCCAAUGGAACGGUGUUAGACUGCAGUCCCAAAGCCCUUCCUCCACUCUGCGGGGUUUGUUUCUCAGAUUUAUGAUGCUGCUGUUGUGGUAGGGAGAGGAAAUGUAUCCGGGGAGAGAUGCUGCACUGCCUGCUUCCCUUUAGCAGAACUUUCUUGUGAUGUGGAUUACCAUAUUACCAUUAUAGGUGACUAGAGAUCGGACUUCCAUAGCCCCAGGGGAGGGUCAGGUUGGAUAUUGGGAAGCAUUUGUUCUCCAAAUGCUGUUGGAACAGCUGCCCAAGGAGCAGUGGGGUCACUGUCCCCAGAAGUGUCCAGAACUGCGGGGAUGUGGCACGGAGGGAUGUGGGCAUGGUGGGGUUGGGUUGGGGAUCUCAGAGCUCUUUUCCAACCUGAAUGGUCCUGUGAUUCUCAGACCUGGAGGAGGUCUCUCCCAUCCCCUCCCAUUCCACCACAUGUCUGCAGGGCAGAAUCCAGGGGCCCAUUGCAACUCCUGCUGUGUGUUGGGGGAGAGCCUGAGCACAGGGGUGGUGGGCUGUCAGUCGGGCAUCUUAAAGGUCUUCCCCAACCCUAACAUCAAUUCUGUGAUGUCUGAGUGUUUGCAGUAUUUAAAAACAGAAACUCUUUCCUUCAAGAGAUGGAGGGCCGGUGCGUGCAGCAGCAUUGUGUUGUGCACAGAGCUGGGCUGAGAACAGGAGAUGUUAUCACUGCCGACUCAGGGACCCCAUUGUCAGCAGGGGACGUUAAAUUUAGCAGCACUGGGAAAUGACACAGUGAGUCAGCGGUGGAGGGGAAGCAGAAAGAAUGAGGCAUGCAGAGAGCUGUGUGUCCUGGGAAAGCAAUGGGAUUAAGUCGUCCCCCGUACUGUUGUUGUUAUUAUUUCCUCUCUGAAACUUCAGGAUGGGGUAACGCCGUGAUGAUUAACCUGUGGGUGAUCGGAACCAGCAAACUCAAGGCAGUGUGCAUUCUAAAAGAGGAGUGCUGGCACUGGGAUCUGUCACUGUGGGGUUGCUGAGGGUAUUCCUCUGCCACUCUGCAGAGCUGUGUCACACUGAGGAGCAGUGCUCCUGUUGAUGUGCUGCAUUGGCCUGACGGGACACAAACCCCAUAGCCUGAAGGAUCCCCUGCAUGGUCCCCGAGCUUGUGGCUGGGGAGAUAAGGGCUGUGCACCCUGGGCUGCGGCCCUUUGAGUGCAUGGGGUGGGCGACGGGGGCCAGGCUGUGGAUAAAAUACCAUUUGGGUUCUGUUGGUUACUUCCUAGGAACUUAUUUUGCACCCGAAAAAGCUCUUAGAGCCCAGGAGCAGCUCUCUGGGGAAGCUGAUAUUGGAGGCGAGCCUCGCUUUGCAAUCACUCUCGGAGGUUGUGGCUCUGACAUCAGACACCGGGAUUUUUCCUGCCCUUGUGCAGCACUUGGGGCUAUUUUUACCCGGCGCUGCCAGUGGCUGCAGGAAGCCCUCAGCUUUCCUCUCCCGGUCCCGCUCUGCUGCCUGCCCACAGCUUUGACUUUAUUAGGGCAAGGCCUGCGCCCGCGGGGAGCAGCGAGCGGCGAUCCCGGUGCCACGGCCGAGGCGAGCGGAGAUGUGCCCACGGGGAGCAGCCGGGGAACGGGGCCAUGAGCGGGGCUGGUGAUGGAAUGGGUGACAUCAUCGGGCAGGCAUCCGCGCGGGAUGUGGAGGGGAAUUAUAAAAAGGCUCAGAAGAAUGAGCGUGAGUCCAUCAGGCAGAAGUUGGCUCUUGGCAGCUUCUUUGACGAUGGCCCAGGGCUCUACACCAGCUGCAGUAAGAGUGGCAAGCCCAGCCUGUCCUCCAGACUCCAGAGCGGGAUGAACCUGCAGAUCUGUUUUGUGAACGACAGUGGCAGUGAUAAGGACAGCGAUGCUGAUGACAGCAAGACAGAAACCAGCCUGGACACACCUUUGUCACCCAUGAGCAAGCAGAGCUCUUCCUACUCCGACAGAGACACGACCGAGGAGGAGUCCGAGUCCCUCGAUGACAUGGAUUUUCUCACCAGGCAAAAGAAACUCCAAGCUGAAGCCAAAAUGGCCUUGGCUAUGGCAAAGCCCAUGGCCAAAAUGCAGGUGGAGGUGGAGAAGCAGAACAGGAAGAAAUCUCCGGUGGCAGAUCUGCUGCCACAUAUGCCUCAUAUAAGCGAAUGCCUGAUGAAAAGGAACUUAAAACCUGCUGACCUAAGAGACAUGACUAUUGGGCAGCUACAAGUGAUAGUCAAUGAUCUCCACUCACAGAUAGAAAGCUUGAACGAGGAGCUGGUGCAGCUGCUGCUCAUCCGGGAUGAGCUGCACACGGAGCAGGAUGCGAUGCUGGUGGACAUUGAGGACCUGACCAGACAUGCCGAGAGCCAGCAGAAGCACAUGGCAGAGAAGAUGCCAGCAAAGUAACCCCAGAGUCUGUGGCAGCAGAGAUGGAGCUCGCCUGUCCCUCGCUUCUGUGUCUGUACACGUGCUGAUGUCCUCAGUGGCGCGCAGCAAAUCAGUGUUAGUCCUUGGUUGUGUCCGAAGCUUUAUGUCCGGUGAUUGGCCUCUGCUUCUUAAUUUAUUUUAAUUAUUUUUUUCUUUUUUUUACUCGUGCCACUCAAUAUCAGGCGUUUUAAUAAUAUUAUUACAGAAAAAAUGUACAGUACUUAUAACAUUAUAAAACAUGGCUGAGGAGAGAGGGCAGUUUAACUUUAUUUUUGUUUGCUUAGAGGUUUUACGUUGGACAAUAUUUUACCAUUGACUACUUUUUUAUUCUUCACUGUAGUUUUAAAUAAAGAGACUGUACUUGACGGUGCUAUACAAGUCCAAAAGACAUGCCUGCCUCGUAGUGACGUCGUAACCUUCGGUAAUAUGUACAUUUUAAUCAGUUUUCAACAUUUUGUGAAUGUUGACUACCUGACGUUCAUUUUUAGAUGUGCUAUUAACAUUCAGUUGGGUUCAAAGAGUUACCUGGAAAGUUUUAUGUAUAAAGAUGUAAAAUAAACAUUUAAAAACUUG